AAUCGAUAUGAGAAUUCUUCGAUAGAUGGCAGUAGGAUCUACUUCACGUGAAAGAUUGUAGCAGAAAACUGUUUUACACUCGUGUCCAACUGUCCGCUUGCAGCUAGCAAGAUGGAUAUUGUUUUGUUGGUGUCGAUUGCUGCGCUACUUAUAGUUUUGAUUGUUGCUGUGACAUGGUUCUCAAAGAAAAGCUCUAUCAGGCAGGAUGGCGAAGGUGUAGGAGCUCCUCGUGGACCAGCGGUUCGAAGAGCCGCUGGAGUCCGAGGAGUUCGCCAACGUCGCGGUGCUCCUCGGGCCGCUGCCGCUGAAGAACAGCCUCAAGAGGACGAGGAAGAUGGAGCCGAAGAGGCCCAUAAUGCCGAGGCCUUGGAUGCGGGCAAAGUAGGCGCCAAGAAGCGCGCAAAAAUGGAAGCCAAGGCCGAGCGUAAAGCACAGCGAGAAAUGGAGGAACGAGAUCGCGAAGAGCGCAAGAAGCGGGAGCAGCAGCAGCAGGAGGAGCGCGACAGACAAAGCGUUCGCGAACGUGAGGAGGAAAAACGACGCGAAGAGGCUGAGAAGGCCGCGCAAGAGGAGAAAGAACGUCGCGAGCACGAGGAGUACCUGAAGCUGAAGGCGGCCUUCAGCGUCGAGGAAGAGGGCUACGAGGAGAAGGACGAGGAGCAGCAGAAGAAUCUUCUGCAGGAGUUCGUCGAUCACAUCAAGGCCAACAAGGUCGUAAUACUCGAAGAUCUAGCGCAGCACUUCGGCCUGAAAACCGCCAACGCGAUCGAGAGAGUACAGCAGAUGCAGGCUGACGGUAUCCUGAGCGGGGUCAUCGACGACCGGGGCAAGUUCAUCUACAUAUCGCACAAGGAACUCGAGGCUGUGGCGAAAUUCGUGAGGCAACGAGGCCGAGUCAGCAUCGCCGAACUGGCAGAGCACUCCAACAACCUGAUCAAUCUGAAUCCAGGGACCGCUUGCAAUGUUGUUGAGGCGUAGUUUAUUUAUAUUUAUCUAGGAGCUAGAGGAAGAUGUGUAUAUUUAAUUUUUGAUAAUGUGAUAAUAAUAAAGACGACGACACUGUUUUGAUAAAAUUUA
This is a messenger RNA of Nasonia vitripennis (jewel wasp), 1077 nucleotides long. RefSeq names its product DDRGK domain-containing protein 1 (gene Ddrgk1). The coding region runs from base 112 to 978 and encodes 288 amino acids. The record is from RefSeq and is a predicted model, not a curated record. The transcript is spliced from 3 exons. NCBI's taxonomy places the organism in Eukaryota, Metazoa, Arthropoda, Insecta, Hymenoptera, Pteromalidae.